AUGGGCAAUUCAAGCACCAAAGAGUCUCGUCCGGUCGACCCGGCGACUGACUAUCGCCAAAGCCAGGCUGCGUACCUCAAUACCUCGACAUCCAGGGAGACCCCGAGUGAUCGCCCCAACUCCCGAAGGCAGAGUCGUUUUAGCAGGGCCGACCUGAAUCUCCUCGGUCUCGGAGCCGCCGGAUCGUCCAGCGCUGCCGGCCGAGAGGAUGCUCCUUACGAGCGAAGAGAAACGAGGCAAGAACGUGAAGCCCGUCGAUUGGAGAGGGAACGAGUCGCCAGAGAGAAGGAGCGUGAGCGUAGCAUGAAGGAAGAGCAUGUCGAUGGCGGCUACCUCGUCACGCUUGGAACCUACACUGGGACCGAAGACUUCAGUAAACCUGUCAUUGAGAGACGUCUUGCGCCGUUUUGGAGAGGCCUCAACGACUAUUCCGACAACUGGACCGAAUACCAGCUCAUCUGCGCCGGUCGCGGCCUUCCGAUCCCUGCUGCCGACGAACAGCCUCCCCCCGAGUUUAUCCCCCAGGCGAACUCGCCUGCGUCCCCAACCGAGUCAUCGCAGAACCUCGCAAACCUGACAGUUCCGAUUGGCCCGAGGUCUUUGUCUGUUGGCUCAGAUCGCAGCGGCUCCCUGCCUGCUUCCGGCAUAUCAUCGCCCAACGCAGCUCAGCAACAACAACGUAGCAGCUCGCCGUUCAAGCCCAGAGCGAAAGCUCUGGCCGCCGCUUUGAGCGGCGGUUCGCGCAAUAACUCGUCGGGCGACGUAGCCCCGCGCGAGAUUAAGCUGCCUAACGACCCCUGCGUUAACGGGCAGCCCCUGGAGGUCUUUUUGUACAAGGACGCCACAGAGUGCCCUAUCUGCUUCCUGACAUAUCCGCCUUACCUGAACAGCACUCGGUGUUGCGACCAGCCCAUUUGCAGUGAAUGUUUCGUCCAGAUCAAACGUGCCGAUCCUCACUACCCUGAGCACCAUGGCGAACCGAACGAACAACCCCCCAACCCCGCCAACCCGGAAGAGGCCUCGGAGAUGCUCAUUUCCGAACCCGCCCAGUGUCCCUACUGCCAACAGACAGAGUUUGGCGUGACCUACGACGCCCCUCCCUUCCGCCGUGGUCUGUCGUACGCCAUUGGAUACCCGUCGCAGAAUACGGCCAUGUCAUCGCAGAGCUCUCUGAACUCGACCCUUUCUCCGACUUCGCCCACUCCUGGUAGACGACGUGCUCAGAGCCUGUCGGCAAACGCCCCGAACGUUAUCACCACUGACCGAGUACGCCCGGAUUGGUCAACGAAACUCGCAGCGCAACGGGCACACCAAGCCCGGAGAGCUGCGGCGGCGACCGCAUUGCAUACCGCCGCGUUUCUCAUGGGCAACAACGAGCAACAACGCGGCUUCGCCUUUACCAGACCUGGACGUUUCAGUCGGAGGAACACGGGUAGUCGAACACCUUCCGCACCGUCCAACAACCAGCCGGAGGAGAGCCCGAGCCGUAAUCCGGAGGGCGAAGCGGUCCCGGCUGGGCCUGAGCCUGGGCCACGGAGCUCCUCGGGGCGGGGAGCCCCCACCAACAGGAGAAACAGAAUGGAAGAAUUGGAGGAUAUGAUGUUUAUGGAGGCCGUCCGUUUAUCUCUUGCAGCCGAAGAGGAGCGGAAGCGCAAGCAGGAAAAAGUGGAGCGUAAGGAGGCCAAGAAGCGGGAGAAGGAGGAGCGUAAAGCUGUCAAGAAACAGGAUCGUCAAAGCGUCUACGGUCCUGGGCAAAGUUCUGCCAGCGGAAGCAGUCUCUCUCUUGGUCUUGGACGACGCCGGGGAAACAGUACCACAAGCAACCUACGCGUGGAAGCGACUCUCCAGGGGGCGCAGUCAAGUUCUGCUGGUGCCAGCACCGAGACAUCCCCGGUUGCAGCAACGAGCAGCACAACACCCACCUCGGCGCCUGCUCCAACCCCAACUUCAGCACCGAACUCGAACUCCAAGGGUAAAGCUGUUGAGCGCCCAGCAGUCGAGACGCAGUCUUCCGAAAGCAGCUUCCAGAGCACCUCGUCAACUCCGUCGUUGCCCAUCCCAACAACUGGUCGUGGGCCUUCUCAUCUUAGACAGAUGAGCAAUGCCUCGUCUAUUUCGUCUUCGCUGGCUGAUAGCGCCGCCGGAAGCUACACCAACCAGGCAUACCUCGACCCGCGGGCCAGCGAAUUGAGCGUAGGUAACCGGAGCGAAGAGGGCGAGCGCGACAAUACGGAGCCGAUGUUCAAUUUCCGAAGUCUGGCAGAAAUGGUGGGUGUUGAUAUCGAGAACGGCGAAGCCAACCAAGACCAAGAAGGAGUUUCAGGGGACAGCCAACGGACCGCGACGCGGAAGCGGGACGAAGUCGAGGACGAGCCCGAAGCGGAGCAUAUGGAAGAUGCUCAUGUCGAGCAGCCCGUGCAGAGCAACGUGGGCACCUUGAAACCGCCACCCACUAUCCCCGAGGAACCUGUCGACGGCAAUAGCAGCAAGGACGAUGUUCAGUCUCCCGGUAGCGGGGCGCUGACUCCUGAGGUCACCAUCACGCCGGAGACCCCAGCACCCACCACGGAAAAUGCCGAGACAAAGAGGCUUGGCCACGAGAACGUCGUCGAGAGGUCGUCGGAGGUUACCCAGUGA
Messenger RNA from Colletotrichum higginsianum IMI 349063, 2637 nucleotides. RefSeq names its product SIP5 protein. Bases 1 to 2637 code for a protein of 878 amino acids. Gene Ontology annotation, cellular component: cytoplasm. The record is from RefSeq and is a predicted model, not a curated record. Lineage: Eukaryota; Fungi; Ascomycota; Sordariomycetes; Glomerellales; Glomerellaceae. The transcript is spliced from 2 exons.